Messenger RNA from Paramecium sonneborni, 3242 nucleotides. The record is from the annotation of a GenBank genome assembly. Lineage: Eukaryota; Ciliophora; Oligohymenophorea; Peniculida; Parameciidae.
GAAUAAUUAUGAAAAUAGAGGAGGAGGGAAUAUCACUUAAAGGAACUGUGUUAGAUCCAUUAAUUGAAAAGUAGGAAAUAAAAUAAAGGGAAAUAAUACUAAAUUAGAUGAUUUCAAAAAGAAAAGCGUGCAAUGAAAUCAAUAAUAGCAAAUACUCUAUAUUUACAUUUUUCCCUUUAGUAUUGUUUUAUUAAUUUUAACAUUUCUUUAACUUAUACUUUUUGGGAUUAACUAUUACUUAAUUCAUACCUGCUUUAAAAGUAGGUAAAUAUUAUGUUAAAUUUCUUAGGAUUUAUAAUAAAUUAUGUAGGUCCAUUAUCUAUAGUUUUAUGUCUAUCAAUGUGCAAAGAAGCUUAUGAUGAUAUUUUGAGACACUCAAGAGACAGAUAAAUAAAUAAAUAGUUAUAUUAGAUUUUAACAAUAGAGGGUUUAAUGAACAAGAAAUCAGGAAAUUUAUAAGUAGGAUAAAUUGUUUAGGUAAAUAAAGAUGAGAGAAUACCAGCAGACUUAUUAAUAUUGAAGACAGAUGAUAAAGAUGGAAAUGCAUUUAUUAGAACUGAUUAAUUAGAUGGAGAGACAGAUUGGAAAUUAAGAAAAUCAUUAAAGUUGACUUAAAAUAUGGAUGAAAAUUAAUUAACAUAAGCAUCUGGAGUGAUAUAAUUUGAAUAACCUCAUUAAAAUAUAAAUGUAUUUAAGGGAUUAUUGUAAAUAAAUGAAAUUGAUGGAAAUUAAUUACGAGAAUCUACUAGUAUUGAAAAUAUAAUUUGGGCAAAUAGUGUUUUGGCUGUAGGAUAAAUAUAUGGUAUUGUGAUAUACAAUGGUCAAGAAUCAAAAAUGAUGAUGAAUCAAAAGAAAUCCUAAACAAAGAAAGGAAUUUUUGAUAUUGAAGUUGACAGACUGAGUAAAUUAUCAUUUUUCAUUAUGAUUAUUUUGGCAGCUAUAAUUACAUUAUUUAGCAGUCCUCCAAGAGAUUUUACAUAUGUAAUAUAAAUGUAUAUGAGAUAUUUGAUCUUAGUUAGCAAUAUAAUUCCAGUAAAAUCUUAAUAAAUUUUAUAGAUUUCAAUGAGAGUAAAUUUAGAGUUUGCUAAAAUCGUUUAUUCAAUCAGAAUUAAUAGAGAUCCAAAUAUAGAUGGUACAAUAUCUAGAAAUUCAAAUAUACCUGAAUCAUUAGGUAGAAUUUCGUAUUUAUUAAGCGAUAAAACUGGUAAUUUUAAUUAAUAAUGAAUGAGGCACUCUUACUUAAAAUGAUAUGGUUUUUAAAAGAUUUUCAUUGGAGAAUGAAAAAUAUACUCUUGAACAAGAUGAUUUAUAAAAAGUUAAAUAAAUUCUUUAUGAUUAAUUUAAAAAUCCUUCUAAAAAGAAUGGAAAAAUGAGAGAAUUUUUUACAUGCUUAAGUGUUUGUCAUAGUGUUACACCAGUUGAUGAUGAAUAUGGUAAUCGUACUUAUUAAGCUUAAUCUCCUGAUGAAAUUGCUCUAAUUAAAUUUGCAGCAUAACAAGGAUUUUAUAUAUCUUAAAGAAAUGAUAAAGAAAUCAUUAUUCAUAUCGAUUAAAAUGAAUUAAAAAUAAAAGAAAGAUAUUAAAUAUUAAAUUGUUUUCCAUUCUCAAGUGAAAAUAAGAGAAUGGGCAUAGUUUUAAAGAAUAAUUAAAAUUAGAUUCAUUUUUAUGUUAAAGGAGCAGAUGUUGUUCUAAAAUAAUUGUUACCAGAAUAAUAUUAAAAUUAUAUAGAUGAAGAGACUGAAAAUCUAGCUAGAGUUGGAUUGAGAACACUUGUUUUGGCUCAUAGAAUAUUAACAUAAAAAGAAUAUGAUGAAUGGAAUAAAUAAUAUAUUAAAGCUACUUAAUUAAUUGAUAAUAGAGAGUCAAAAAUAUAAAAUAUGAUAGAAUAAUUGGAAAGAUAAUUAGAAUUUUUAGGUAUAACUGGAGUAGAAGAUAAGUUAUAGGAUGUAAUUAUUAAUAUUAGACAAGGAUGUGUCUCAUACAAUUGAAAAUUUGAAGAAUGCAGGAAUAAAUGUUUGGAUGUUAACAGGUGAUAAAAUGGAGACAGCUAUUUGUGUAGCCAUUUUAUCUGGAUUAAAACAUUAAAGCCAAAAUUUUAUAAAAAUGAAAGAUGUUAUAGAUGAAGUAUUUAAAUUUUAUUAUCUAGAUAUAAAUGUCUCUAGUUUUAUAAAAUUUAGAAGCAAAUUCUAAUAAUGUAUUAAUAAUUGAUGGAAUAAGUUUAUAAGAAGCUUUAAAUGGAUUUGAAGAGAAAUUUAUGAAGGCAGCAAUGAAUUGUCCAUCAGUAAUUUGUUGUAGAUGUUCUCCUACAUAAAAAGCUAUAAUUACAGAACUUUUAAAAAAAUAUUCAGGACUUGUAGUGGCUGCUGUAGGAGAUGGAGGAAAUGAUGUAGGAAUGAUUUAAUCUAGUGAUGUUGGAAUAGGUAUUGAAGGUAAAGAAGGUAAACAAGCAGCCUUAGCAUCUGAUUUUUCAAUUUUAAGAUUUAGUUCUUUAAAUCUGUUAUUACUUUGGCAUGGAAGACUAUCUUAUAAAAGAAGUUCUUUAUUAUCUCAAUUUAUUAUUCAUCGAGGCCUUUUAAUUGCUACUGUACAAACUAUUUUCAUGUUUUUAUUUUACUUUCUAUCUAUUAGUUUAUUCUCAGGAUUUUUAAUGUUUGGAUAUUCUACAAUAUUCACGUAAUUAUUUCUAUUAUCUUUUAGAAUGUUUCCUGUAUUCUGUAUCAUUUAUGAUGAAGAUGUUAAAUAAGAUCUUGCUUUACGAUUUCCACCUCUCUAUAAAUCUAUUCAAUAAGGAAGGCUACUUAAUACUAAAACUUUUCUUAUAUGGCUAUGGAAAGCUGUAUUUCAAGGCUUUAUCAUUAUGAUUUGUUCCAUUCUAUUAAUCAAACAGGCUUUUCUAAGAUUAGAAACUACUGUCUUUACUUGUUUGAUUUUUACUCAAUAUGCUAUGACACUUACAGAAGUACUAUUUAUUCUAAUUUUAUAGUUAGAAUCUUUGCAUAUUUUUAUGAUUCUAGCAAAUUUAUUAUCUGUGUUGAUUUACCUUAUGACUUUGUUAUUAUUUCCAUAACAACUAUUAGUAUAAGAUACAAUUGAUGUCCCCUUUUUCGGAUGGGUCUUCUUAAUUUUAUUAAUGAGUUGGUUGCCUUUGUAUGUUUUAAGGAGAAUCUAAAAAUUAGUAGAUCCCUCUGAUCAUGAAAAGCUCAUGGAUUAAGUUUAAAGAGAAACCAUUAAUACCAAUUGAAU